CCAAUUAAGAGUUCAUUCAACAGAUUUCACAAUGACGGACAUCGCAGUUGUAACUUCAACACCCGCUCCAGUCGUGGCCAAGACUAGUCCUAAGAAGAUGGUCACGGCAAAGGCCAAACCUGCCGCUUCUUCUCACCCGAACACUGCGAUCAUGGUUAUCGCAGCGGUUAAGGAACUUAAGGGCAAGAAAGAUUCGAGUCUGCAGGGAAUCAAGAAGUUCAUGGCCGCUAACUACAAGGUCGAUUCGACCAAAUUAGCUCCGUUCAUCCGCAAAUUCCUAAAGGCUCCCGUCGCAAAAGGACUUUUGGUUCAAACCAACGGUUCAGGUGCAUCGAGUCAUUUCAAAAUGGCCACGGAGACGAUAAAAUCCGUUCCUAAGAAGAAGAUCGUUGCCAAGAAACCAGCUGCCAAAAAGGCGCCUGUUGCUGCAGCCAAAAAAAAGGUUAGAAAAAAAUUCACAUUUCUGUGA
Sipha flava (yellow sugarcane aphid) is the source of this 469-nucleotide messenger RNA. RefSeq names its product histone H1A, sperm-like. Lineage: Eukaryota; Metazoa; Arthropoda; Insecta; Hemiptera; Aphididae. Gene Ontology annotation, biological process: nucleosome assembly. Gene Ontology annotation, cellular component: nucleosome. The transcript has a single exon. The record is from RefSeq and is a predicted model, not a curated record. The coding region runs from base 32 to 469 and encodes 145 amino acids. Gene Ontology annotation, molecular function: structural constituent of chromatin; DNA binding.